Drosophila santomea is the source of this 8159-nucleotide messenger RNA. It is a transcript of the gene mamo, whose product is annotated as pneumococcal serine-rich repeat protein. The coding region runs from base 816 to 5552 and encodes 1578 amino acids. Gene Ontology annotation, molecular function: protein binding. The transcript has 9 exons. Gene Ontology annotation, biological process: regulation of transcription by RNA polymerase II. The record is from RefSeq and is a predicted model, not a curated record. Lineage: Eukaryota; Metazoa; Arthropoda; Insecta; Diptera; Drosophilidae. Gene Ontology annotation, cellular component: nucleus.
UUUUACUACAGCCGCUGUUAGUUAGUUAUUUGUAUGCGUCGUCGCGCGUUUUCCCACUGAGACAACUGCAACGCGAAGUUGCAGCAACAGCAGAGGCAGCAGCAGCAGCAGCAAUUGUUGCAGCAACAGUCGCUGCAACUGUUGCAGCAACGGCAACAGCAGCAACACAUCCUUCCCAAGCGUGCGCGCGCGCGUUUUAAAACACGCGCAAAAAUCGCCUGGCGUUUUGGCGAUUCUAUUCUAUUCUCUUCGGGUUUUUUUUUUGCAUUUGCCGUUUGAGAUUUGUGCAUGUUCUUGGUGAAUUUGCUGCUGUUUCAGUCGCUAUCGCGAUCUUCUCAAGGCUGCACGCGUUUUCUGCUGACGCCGCCGUUUGCGUCGCUGUCGCGUCGUCAUCGCGUCUGCGUCGCGUCUACGUGUUCAAAGGCAGAAAUUCCUUUCAGUUCGUGCCGUUCGCCUUCAUAAUUCCCCCUAAUUAUCCGCCGCACUCUUAAUAUUUGCAACGUUUUUUCUACGUUAAUUUUUUUUUUUUCGGUGUUUUUGUGUAAUGUGCAAAAAGCGCACAAGAAAUAAACGCCACGUUUGAAAAUGCAUGCAUAACGCAUAUAAAGUUCAAGGAAGUCCGAAAGGCCAACACAUGAUAUAAAUUAAGGAAAUUGGUGGUCGACAAACAAGUAAAGAAAAUUGGAAAAUUUCAUGUAGAGACUGAUAUUCGGUUUUGUGUGCAAUAUUUAUCUUUGCCAGAGCGGUGUAAUAUUUGUGUUCUAUUUGCCGCUGCCUGCUGCAUAAGCAAACAGGCAGCGUAAGCUGUCACCGACAUGGGCAGUGAGCACUACUGCUUGAGGUGGAACAAUUACCAAUCCAACCUGUUAGGGGUGUUUAGUCAAUUACUACAAGACGGGAGCCUGGUGGACGUCACACUAGUUUGUUCAGAGGGCACAUCCAUCAGAGCCCAUAAGGUGGUCCUCUCGGCUUGUUCCUCGUACUUCCAGAGCCUGUUCCUGGAGCACCCCGAAAGACAUCCAAUUGUGAUAUUGAAGGACGUCCGUUUUGCCGAGCUGCAAACCUUAGUUGAAUUCAUGUACAAGGGCGAGGUGAACGUGCAAUAUUGUCAGUUGUCCGCGCUGCUCAAGACAGCCGAAUCCCUCAAGGUCAAGGGCCUGGCCGAGAUGACGAACCAGAAUACGACGCUGCGCGAACCGGAACGGGAACCGGACCGCUUGCGUCCGCAGGGCGGCGGCGGCGGUAGCGGCGGAUCCGCUCACAAGGCGGCCGACAGUCCGGCGGCUGCACUCGAUGCCACAGCGGCCACACAGGCGGCGACUGCCACGGCAACGGCAACUGCCGCGGCGGCAACAUCGACCUCAACCUCAGCAACAUCUGCGGCAGCAACGGCAGCGGCAACAUCUGCAUCCACAACGGCAACAGCGGCGGCGGGGAGUAGUAGUAGUACAACAACUACAACGGCGGCAACAACAACAGCAACCUGUGCCACAGCAACAACAUCCACGGCAGCAACAUCCUCAUCAUCCUCGGUGACAUCAGCAGCAGCCGCAGCAGCCGCAGCAGCAGCAUCUGGUGUUGCGCACUCAGAGGAGGCGACCUCGUCAUCAACGUCCACUGGCGGACAGAAGCGGGAGGCUAGCGAUCGCAGCAGUCCCACGCCCGCCAAACGUUCCUCGCGAUCGUUGCAUCCAACGGACAAGGAGGAUGUGGCAGAGGAUCGAGAUCGGGAUCGCGAGCGGGAACAGGAGCAACACCAGGCGGACGAGCUGCUGAGCGGUGAGCUGCUCGGUCGCAACUUAAAGGACGAGGAGGAGGACGAUGUGGAGGAGGUGGAUGAGCUGGAUGAGAACGAUGAGACGCUGCUGAGGGAGCGCGACGAGGACGAGGACGACGAGGAUGAGGAGGAGGACACGCCCAUGCCGCUGGAUCUCUAUCAAAGACCAAAUGUUGAGGCAAAAAGCGCCGCAGCAGCAACAGCAGCGCAGCAGGGCGGCAGCAACAGUCUCAGCGGCAGCAGCAACACCUGCCACACCAACAGCACCAGCGGCAGCAACAACAAUAAUAACAACAACAACUCCAGCAGCAACAACAACAACAACAAUACUAGUAGUGGGAAAACCUCAGCGGCCAGCAAUGGCGGUACAGCGACAUCCGGCGGCACAGCGGACUCCGUGGUUGCGGUGGACGACGAUGACGACGACGAUGGUGAUCACCACCAUCAGCGACAGGUGAUUAACGAUCGAUUGGAGCAGCAGGAUGUGGACGAGGAAGAUCUGGACGAUGAUGUCGUCGUGGUGGGCCCUGCCACCGCAAUGGCCAGGGGCAUUGCCCAGCGGCUGGCCCACCACAAUAUGCAGCGUCUGCAACACACGCACCACCAUGCGCCGCACCACCAGCACACGCAGCACCAUCACCAGCAACAGCACCACCAUACGCCGCACCAUCAGCAGCAUCAUACGCACUCGGAUGACGAGGAUGCCAUGCCCGUGAUUGCCAAGAGCGAGAUCCUCGACGAUGACUAUGACGAUGAGAUGGAUCUGGACGAUGACGAUGAGGCGGAUAACAGCAGCAACGAUUUGGGUCUCAACAUGAAGAUGAGCAGCGGUGCAGGCGGUGGCGUCGAUCUGUCCACCGGCUCCACAUUGAUACCCUCGCCAUUGAUCACCAUGCCAUCCUCAUCGGCGGCGGCAGCUGCAGCAGCUGCAGCAGCAGCCAUGGAAUCGCAGCGUUCCACGCCGGCCAUGUCAGCGGCCCAGGCAGCUGGAGCGGGCGCUUCGGACCUCAGUAUUGGUGGCUCCGGCGGUCGACCGGCGUCCAGGAGCUCACGCGACGGCGGCGGCAACGAUGGUGGCCGCGGAGGAGCAUCCUCCUCCAGUCUGCUGAGCCCGGGAACUGUGGCCAAUCUGCUGCCCGUGCAAUCGGUGCCAUUGAGUCUCAAGAAGGAGAUCGAUUGCAGCGAGGACGACAACAGCAGUCACAGCAGACACAUGCAACAGCGUUCGGCAUCAGCUGGCGGCGGCCUGGGCGGCGACCUUGACUACCGCGCCUCCCACGAGUCGCUGCUCCGCAACUUCAGCUCCCCAAUGAGCGCCAUGGCCGCCAGUCGCUGCCCCACACCCUUCGCCUUCCCCUUCUCGCCACUCGGCCUGAGCCUCUUCGACAUCGAUCCGUCCAGAAUUCUCAGCCUGCUGCACCACCAAACCUGGUUGGCAGAGGAGGCCCUCAGGACACGUGGCCUGUUGGCGGCGCCAAAGGACUUUCCGCACCGCUUCACCACCCUCAGCGACCUGCUGACCAAGGACUACCAGCCGAUGGUCACGGCCACGGCGACGGCGACCACCGCCUCCUCGACCAGUCAGGUGAGUGCCAGCCGUUCCGGCGACACUCCCUUCAAGCACGCACAGCAACCGCAGCAACCUCAAGGAUCUGGUGUCGCUGCUCUCGGUGGAAGCCAGGCGACAGGUGCAUCAUUCAAUCUGCGCUAUCCCACGCCCACCGCCUUCUACCAGCAGCAACAGCAGCAACAGCAGCAGCAGCAGGGUAAGGGUGCCAAGUCGUCGCCUUCGCCGCAGCAAAUGGCCACCAGCUCCACGACGGUCAUGUCCAACGAUUCUGGUGAGGAUAGCUGCAAGCGCAGCUCGGCGGACAGCGACGAGGUGACCAUCAUGGAGCUGCCCAGCGAACGCAGUGCCCAGCUGUACAAGGAGUCGCUGGAGCAGCUGCUGCAGCGCCAGCGUCGCACACCCAUCCUGGCGGGUACGGGAUCUGGUUCGGGUUCGGUCACAGGAUCGGGAUCGGGAUCGGGAUCGGGCAGUGUUAUUGUUGAUGCCGCCGGCCUGAGGCAGUAUACCCAACUGUUGUUGACUGGCGCCGCUGGGAGUGGUGUUUCCGAUCUGAAGGAGAAGAGCUCCUCGUCGUCCACCUCGUCCACGCCACCGCUGCUGACGCAGCAGCUCAGCCAGAUGCUGAAGAGUCCCUCGGACACGUGCUCCUCGCUGUUCAGUUCCUCGGGCGGCGGCACAGGAUCGGCCGGCACGGUAGGCAUCACCGGCGAGACCAUCGAGGAGGAGACCCGCUGUGUGGUGUGCAAUGCGCACUUUCCGAACGUUUGGCUGCUGGAGCAGCACGCCGCCCUGCAACAUCCCCAUGUGGGACCCGGCGAGGAGAAGCCCUUCAUCUGCGAGCAGUGCGGCCAGUCGUAUCGCUAUCGCAGUGCCUACGCCAAGCACAAGGAGCAGAAUCAUCGGGCUCGUCUGCCCGCCGACAAGCUCUUCACCUGCGACGUGUGCGGCAUGCAGUUCCGCUACCUGAAGAGCUUCAAGAAGCAUCGCCUCAACCACGCCCUCGAGCGGCUCCAUGGCAAGAAGAGUGUCGGUGUGAUUGGACGACUGGGCGGUUCCGGUUCCGGUUCGGGACCGGGUUCCUCGUCGAUAUCCGUCUCGGUGGCGGCGCCCGCUUCUGUGUCCGCCUCGGGUUCGGUGACCUCGGUGGAUCAGGAUGUGGUCACCAGCUCGCAGGAGCCCAUGCUGGCCGACGAGGGCGAGGAUCUGCGGGUGAAUGUGAAGCGGGAGGGUGGCUCCGAUGAGCUGGGCGCCGAGUCGCGGGCCAACGACAUCGAGGAGCACGAACAGGACAACACCGUCGACUCCGCGGGCAUCACGAUGCUCUACCAGGACAACAACUCCUCGGCCUCGGCCUCCACCAGCGCCACCGAGCCGAACAUUAGCAGCUCCGACGGCAUUCAUAGUACAAACAAGCGGUCGCGCAUGCACCACUUGGAAACGGAUCCCUCCUACCCACACCACCAUCACCACCACCACCAUCACCAUCAGCAUCAGCAGCAUCAGCAUCAGCAGCACCACCAGCCGCAGCAGCACCAACAGCACCACAAUCCGCAGUCGCAGUCGCAGUCACAGUCGCUGCCGAGCCACUUGGGCCACGUUUCACUGCCACUGGUGGCCACCUCGGCCGCCGGCUCCUCAUCCUCGGCGGCUGCCGCUGCCGUUGUGGCCGCCGCCCAGGCGCAGGCCAGUUCCGGCGGCAGCGGAAGCGGCGCAACCGGAAGCGGUGCACCUGGCAGCGGCAGCGUUGGCUCCGCAGGCAGCUCAGCUGCAGGCGGCGGCGGAGGCGGCGGCAUCAGUUCCCUCAGCUCGCUCACCUCCCUGAUCAAUGCCGAGCGCAUUCCGAACGAGCAGUUCCUGGGACUCAAUCCGCAGGAGGCAUCCAUACUCAACUUCUUGCGCGUGGACGCCGCCGAGCGACAAAGGGACAAGCGACCUGCCACCUCGCGAUUCGCGUGCCCCUUUUGCGGCAAGUGUGUGCGCUCCAAGGAGAAUCUGAAGCUGCACGUGCGCAAGCACACCGGCGAAAGGCCGUUCGUGUGCCUCUUCUGCGGCCGCGCAUUCGGUGGCAAGUCGGACCUCACCCGCCACCUGAGGAUACACACCGGCGAGAGGCCGUACCACUGCGAGUCGUGCGGCAAGUGCUUCGCACGGGCGGACUACCUAUCGAAGCACCUGACCACCCACAUCCACAAUGCGCCGCGCUGAGAUGAGGCGCGUAGGAGACGGCUCCUACGCAGAUAAGGAACCAGCUCCAGGAUCAGCCACACUCACACUCACACACACACACACACACACAACACACACACUAAAUACAGGAUGUAGUGAAGCCUAUGUAUAAAUCCAAUUAUUAACAGAAGCUCUACGUUAAGGUCGAUGUAACCCACACAUUUGCUCGCAAGUGAAUUUUUUUUUUUUUUCUUCGUGUGGUGCAAGCUAGAGAAAAACAAAAUUAAGGGCAACUAAUUAGCACGGGUAUUAAAGUGUUUAAGAUUCUGCAUAUACACCUAUCUCUCUAACAAAAAAAAAAAACAUAUAAAUAUUAUGUGUGAGUAAGGCGAUUAUAAGACGAUUAUAAUUACGGAUUAUAAUUAUUAACGUAGCACAAGGAUUAAGUUUUUUCUACAACUAUGAUUAAGUGCAGAUGCGUACGAAAUGCGACUUGGUUCUGUGAGACAAAUUAUUUUAAACACAUUUAACGAAACAGCCACAAAACAAAUAGCAUCAGACAUUGCAAUACCAAUACCAAUACCAAUACCAAUACCAAUUAAACAAAAUAGUCUGUAUUUUCUACCGAAACAAAUGGAAUGGAGAAGCAGCAUCUGCCGUUGAUAUACACAAUAGAUAAAAUAUAUUUAAUUUUACACCGAUCUAUAGAAGCUAACUAGCAACAAUUUGUACAAAACUAAGUAAAACACCAAGCAAACUUUGCAAGGAUCAAUGCAAUAACUAAGUAAACUCUGUUACCUACCACAGAAAACAAUAAGCGAUAUGGGAUUUUAGUUAUGGGAACUAAGCCAACCACUAAAUACUGUGUACUACUGUGUAAAACAAUGUUUCAACGAUGCAAGUGCAAGCAUUAUUUAUUUUUCGGUUCACCGAUCUAUACUACAUACUACAACAUAUAUGUUCAAAAUGGAGGCGUAGUUGGUUUAUAGGAUUAUUGUAAAGCUAGGAGAUACGAAUGGGAUCUACCACCGUCAAUAGUUUAAUUUAUAUACAAAACAAAACAAAACAAAACAAAACAAAUCAAAUCAAAGCGAAGCGAAGCGCAGCAAGGCAAAUCAAAACUAAAAACAAACAUAGCAACAAUUAACAAUUAACAAUUACCAAUAGCAAUUACAAUUUAAACUGCAACUGCAAACUGCAACUACAACAACACAAAACUAACUGUGAUCACAACAAGAAAGCAACAUUGAAGUUUUAACUAACCUACAAACAAAAGCUAAACAGGCAAGCAUAGUUUAUAGCGAUGGCAACCAUGGCAAGCAAUAGAGAAACUGGACGGUGCUGGCAACCCUGCAGCUGCUGCAUCGUCCAUCCGCUGGAAACGAAACGUGCAAUUAAACAAUAAAAACAAUAAACUAGGGAAAGUCCAAACAUGAUUUCUCAACCGAUAUUUGCUUCAUUUUUAACAUCUUAGUUUAGCAGACAUACACACACAAACAGGAAAAUCAAAAAACAAAAACAAACAACCUUGAACCAAGAACAUCGAAUUAAAGUGUAAAAAGAAAAGAAAAAUGAAGAAAUGAAUCCAAAAAACUCAAAUGCGUAGAGGAGUGUAGAAUUCAAAGUUUUUUGUAUUUAAUAAAUGUCUAACGCAAUAAGAAGAGAGUAAUGGGAAUUGCCGUACCAAAAAAAAGAAAAAGUGGAAAGUAAAAUAAACAAAAACACACUGAGAACAAAUCAAAGUAAAGUGGUAGAAGUAAAGUAAAUGAAAACUUUCACUGUGCCAAAAAGUUUCAAGUACCUCAUAAUUUAACUAAAUAUUAAAGAGAAGCAACUAAACCACACCGAAACAGCCCACACAAUCCACACAAGCAGUCCACACACGAUCCACAUACCCCAAAUAAUAAUUAUACAAACAUACAAUGCAUACAUAUGUAUAUCCCGUAACGAAAUGAGUCUAGACAGGAAUUGUCAAAGCGUAUGAUUACAUAGAAGCUGAAAGCUGAAAGCGAAGCGUUAACUAAUCCUAAUUUACCAACCGGAGAGGGCUAGAGAAUAGUUAGUUAGAUAGAGAUAGAGAUAGGGAUAGCGAUAGACCUAGAGAUAGGGACGGAUAUAGAAUAGAGACAGAGACAGAGAGAGAUGGCGAUAGCAAGAGAGAGCGGGAUAGUUAGAAGCCGAUUCAGCGCAUGUGGAGAUCUACCAUCCAAAGGGGAUCCACACGUAUCGUAUAUCGUAUAUCGCAUAUCGUAUAUGAUGGGAUCCCCGAUUUUCGAUUAUUUUUUGUAAUUUAUUUAUGCUCCAGCAAACACAGUUCUGCAUACAAUUUCUCUCCAAACUUAAGUGUUCAAUCUUGGCGAAUAUGUAUGUAUAUAUAUUUGCCUUGGAAUGUAUAUGAUUAUGUGAUAGUUUAACUAAUUAACUGCACCCCUUGAGUUAUGCCUUUUUAGCAACAACCAUACAUACUUUGCCUAACUAAAAUACCUUGAUUGUAGCGAAAAGACAACAAAUCACUUGAUUUUCUCGAUACAUAUACAUAAAAGUAUAAGUAAGUUUUUUCAAUUUCAAUUGUGUCAGUAUGUAAACCGUCAAAGAUCAGGGCCUCUAGCAAAUGUUAUAGUUUUAGUUCAUUAUUAUUAUUAUUAU